Fraxinus pennsylvanica is the source of this 1344-nucleotide messenger RNA. The record is from the annotation of a GenBank genome assembly. NCBI's taxonomy places the organism in Eukaryota, Viridiplantae, Streptophyta, Magnoliopsida, Lamiales, Oleaceae.
AUGACUCAAAGUUCACUGGGAAAUGAUGAAAGAUGGAAACUGCCAUCUCCAUUAGUAGGACUUCUGCCAAUUGAUAAACCAGAUGGAACUUGUAUUAUCAAGGAGAGGAUGACGCAGGCUCUUCGUUUUGUGGAUGGAGACACUGAUGUCCUUGGACUUCUGGGUCGUUUGUUUCGGCAAAGGUUGCCAGAAUGGACCCCCAAUGUCCAGUAUUAUUCCAGUAAAGAGUUUUCACGACUAAACCAUGCUCUGCAUUACAAUGUCCAAGGAACCGUGGCUUUGCCUGUAUUUGAGCCAUCUGGUCAGUCUUGCGUUGGCAUAGUUGAGCCUAUAAUGACUUCCCAGAAGAUUAACUAUGCUCCUGAGGUUGAUAAUGUUUGCAAGGCACUUGACUUGAGGCAUCGCAGCAUCCUAGCAGAUGGUGGGGGUUUUAAGAAAACUUGCAGUAGCUUCGAUGGAAGCUGCAUGGGACAGGUUUGUAUGUCUACAACAGAUGUAGCAUUUUAUGUAGAGGAUGCUCACAUUUGGGGUUUUCGUGAUGCUUGUGUUGAGCAUCACUUGCAAAAGGAGCAGGGUGUUAUUGGGAGGGCAUUUGCAUCGCAUAACUCAUGUUUCUGCCCAGAUAUAACAGAAUUUUGCAAAACAGAGUACCCAUUGCCAUUAAUCCCAGUAUUUGCUGCUCACAACGAUAAAGGAUGUGCUGCUAGUACUGCUGAAGUUCAAAAUGCUGCAUCUGCUGUGGAGAAUAAGGACGCGUGCAAGAAACCAAAGAAAAGACCGGGCAAGGCAGAGAAAACAAUUAGCUUAGAAGUUCUGCAGCAAUAUUUUUCUGGUAGUCUUAAGGAUGCUGAAAAGAGUGUUGGUGUUUGUCCGACUACAAUGAAGCGCAUCUGCAGGCAGCAUGGGAUAUCUCGAUGGCCCUCUCGCAAGAUAAACAAAAUUAACCGUUCUAUUUCAAAGCUAAAGAAUGUAAUUCAAUCCGCACAAGGUGCCGAAGGAGGAUUUAAUUUGACUACUUUGGCUGAGAAUUCAGUUCCUGUUGCUGUUGGUUCAAUUUCUUGGCCACCAAUUGCAAAUAAAACAAAUCUACAAACUUCACCUGGCACUGGACCGUCUGGAAUUCAGCAAGAUAAAAAUGAAGUUCACAUUUGCAAGGCACCUGGAGAUGAUGAACAGGCCGAGACAUUAAAUCAUAUUCCAAGAGGUAGGUUUUCAGGAACUGAGGAUCUCAUUCCUCAGGAAACUGGGCUUUUCCCAGGCGAAGGCUUAAACCCAUCCAAAACUGGGAGUGGCUUAAGAGGAGAGCACAGGAACCUCCACUUCCCAAAGUUCAUGUCGAGGUAG